Molecule: messenger RNA, 639 nt
Organism: Trematosphaeria pertusa
Lineage: Eukaryota; Fungi; Ascomycota; Dothideomycetes; Pleosporales; Trematosphaeriaceae
Exons: 2
Coding region: 120-458 (112 amino acids)
Source: RefSeq, a predicted model, not a curated record
CCUCGCGUUCGCUAUCCAUCGGACCCGUCGUGCGCCGGUUGGGGGAUCCUCGACCGAGUGACACCCAUCAUAUAUAUAAGAGAAACCGGGCUAGGAUAUAUAGGUAGUGGCAUGGAGUUAUGGAUGUAUACGCUGUGCUCGCCUCGGCUUUUUGGUGUGUCGCCCUUAGCAUUACCAAGUUCCCGCUUUCAGCCGCAGAACAGCCUUCGGCGGUCUUUUGGUGUAUAGAGGCUGGAUCUCAGGUUCCACGGCAGUUCUUCACGAGCUCACGUAAGCUGCGGAUCGACCACAACGACUACAGUACCAAUCAUUCCGUCAUCUUUCAUGUGCUGGGUUUUCGGGCCCCCACGCUUUUUAAGGACAUCUUUCUUUAUACUAAUAUUUCAGCUGCUGUUCCAACCCAUGUCUUCAUAUCCUCAUAUAGAAUGACUCUGUCAAUACUUCAGUUGAGUCGCUGACACUACAAUGACGCCCGAGGAACGAGAGCAGUUCCUGGGUUCGCCCGCCCUCAUGCCGCCGAAUGGCAUACAGUCGAAUUUUGUGGACCCGCCAAACGCGAGAAGCCAAGGUUCUGCAACAGCUCAGCUUUUACUUGCCACAGUAUUCGUGUGGAUGCGGGUGUUUACAAAGGCCAGAGUC